Messenger RNA from Oncorhynchus keta (chum salmon), 2992 nucleotides. Its product is annotated as hepatoma-derived growth factor-related protein 2-like. The transcript is spliced from 16 exons. The record is from RefSeq and is a predicted model, not a curated record. Gene Ontology annotation, molecular function: transcription coregulator activity; double-stranded DNA binding. Gene Ontology annotation, cellular component: nucleus. NCBI's taxonomy places the organism in Eukaryota, Metazoa, Chordata, Actinopteri, Salmoniformes, Salmonidae. Gene Ontology annotation, biological process: regulation of transcription by RNA polymerase II. The coding region runs from base 205 to 2190 and encodes 661 amino acids.
CCGCUCUGAAGAUCACGGUUAGCGGAAGCUAUUCUUGUGAAGCUAACCGCCUCAUCUCGCGCUAUUGAGAAGCUAGCUUGCUAUCUAGCUAACUUUAUCGUUUUGCAGGUUUUGUGUCGGCCUGAAAACGGCCAAGAAGCGACGCACAAAGACCUCCAGUGUUAGCUGAAGAAGAAAGAAAAGGCUGCACAGAGGGGUAGUACAAUGCCGCACAAUUUUCAACCCGGAGACCUGGUCUUCGCCAAAAUGAAGGGGUACCCCCACUGGCCAGCCAGGAUUGAGGAUGUCGCAGAUGGGGCAGUGAAACCCCCUCCUAAUAAAAUCCCUAUCUUCUUCUUUGGGACCCAUGAAACAGCAUUCCUUGCGCCAAAGGACCUUUUUGCCUAUGAGAAGCACAGUGAGCGCUUUGGGAAACCUAAUAAAAGAAAGGGCUUCAACGAGGGCUUGUGGGAAAUCCAGAACAACCCUCAUGCCUCCUACAGUGCACCUGCACCUGCCAGCUCGUCUGGCAGUGAAGCUAAUGAUGAUGCAGCAGGAAGUGAUGCAGAGGAUGACAAGGAAGCAGUGGUGCCCAGUAAGGCAGAUUCAGGAAGUGAGGUAGAUUCUGACUCAGGAAGUGAGGAUCGAGGAGGUGGUGGUGGUGGCAGUGGUGGAGGAGGGGUCAAGAGGAAGGCCCCUGCUGCCAAGCGCCCCCCUGUGAAGAAGGCCCGGGGUUCGUCCAGUGACCGGGAUGGAGAGGAGAGUGGCUCACCCUCUGAGCCAGAACCUUCCCCUUCUGACUCAGACUCUGGAAAGAACAGUGACCAGGACUUCACCCCAGAGAAGAAGGCGGCAGCAGGCCGUGGAAGUGGGAAGAAGGCUGGAGGUGGCAAAGGGAAGAAGAAGGCGGUGUCUGACUCAGACUCUGACUCUGGGUCUCAGUCGGACAAGAAGAAAGGGGGCAGUGACUCAGAAGAUGAGAAGCCACGGCCUGCUCUGUCUGGAUCUGAAUCUCAGUCUGGCUCCAAAUCCGACUCUGACUCAGAGCCACAGCCACCUCCACGGAAGGCCCCUCAAGCACGCAAGAAAGAGAAGCCUCUGCCAAAGCCUCGGGGUGGACGGAAACCCAAAGCUGCCCAGGUCAGAGCACCGGCAUCUUCCUCUGACAGCGACAGCGACAGUGAGCCUGACCGCGUCAGUGACUGGAAAAAGAGAGAUGAGGAGCGUCGGAAAGAGCUGGAGGAACGCCGGAAGAAGGAGCAGGCAGAGGAGAUCCUCAAGUAUCGGGAGAGGGAGAAGGAAGAAGAUGAGCAGAGAAAGAAGGACAAGGAGAAGGGAAAGAGCAGUGGUGAAAACAGCUCAGAUGAGGGUGUAGAUGAUCACCCACUGAAGAAGUCCAAGAAACCCCCACCGCCACCCAUUCCUGCCCCCUCUGACUCUGACUCUGGACCUGAGGUGAAAAAAUCUGCAAAGCGUUCAGACAACCAGAAGAAAGGGAGAACAAAGAAAGAGAGGGAUCAUGGUAAAGGCAAAAAGGAGAAAGAAGUGAAGGAAAAGCGAGCCCAGCGGUCAGAAGAGAGGCCCAGAGGGAGGUCCAAGCCUGACAAGCCCAAACGCAAACCCGAGAGACCUCCCGAGAGGAAAGUAGAGAAGAAAAAAGAGCCAACCCCAGACGAAAAGCUGCAGAAGCUGCACACGGACAUCAAGUUUGCGCUGAAAGUGGACAACCCAGACAUAGAGCGCUGUCUACUGGCCCUGGCAGAGCUCGAGGCUGUGCCGGUCACCAGCCACAUCCUGCAGAAGAACUCUGAUGUUAUCGCCACACUUAAAAAGAUCCGCCGAUACAAGGCAAGCAGUGCCGUUAUGGAAAAGGCCAGCCAGGUCUACAACAAGUUAAAGGGUCAGUUUGUGGUCAAGUCUGAAAUGCCAAAUAAACACAAAGCUGAGGGAAAAGAGCAGGAAGAGGAUGGGAAGGAGACACAAAAUUCUGAUGUCAUGCCUGUAAAUGGGGAAUCAGAAGUCCAGAAAAAGGAAUGUACUGAGUUAGAGGAUACUCCAAAGUCACCGGUCCAGGAAGAGAAUGAUGAGCGUAUGGCUUCAAGCCCCAACAGGCCCAGUCCUGAUAGUCCUGCUGAGCAGCAGACGCACACUGAUGAUGAAACGCACCACGCUCUCUCAGAAGAGACUGAACCGCCAGCAAUAGAGAGCUGAAGAAAGUGGAGCACAAUUGUUUAACACAGCUAACAGGUCAUUAAUCUCGUCCUGGAUACAUGGCGCUGUGCUGACCCCUUUGUUGUUCACAAUUGUAUUUUUCCUUUUAUACGACACCUUGGCCUGCCCCCCCCCCACCAAAAGCUACUUUGCUUUAUUAUUCUCCCACGUGAACUCUAACUUUGGUCUUUCAUAUUGUAUGUAUAUUGAGAGAUUCCAUUUUUAGCACUUCUAACAGGAAAUUUUGGGGGAAAAGAGGAGCCUUGUGAUGAGUGUUCUGCAGUAAUUGCAUGUCAUGUGAUUCAAGGCAUCUGUUGGCUUUGAGAAAAAUAUUGGAGCUGAUAGAGAACAUAGAAAAUGCUAAUGUGUGUUGGACAAGUAUGGGUGUCUUGACCGUUGGUUAUGAAUAUUUUUCUUUUUAUCUGGUCAUUUCUUAUUAAUUCAGUCUCACCAUGAAAAUCUAAAGCCAUUGAACAUAAUCACAUUACAUGUUUUCCAACUAAGGUCCACCUACUUUUUUAUAACAAGUAUGUUUUCUGAUAUUGCAACAACUUUUGACUUGUGGAAAUAUUUGCCCUGUCAUUGUGUCUUCUCCAUCUGCUUUCAAUAACUUGCCUAUUGAAUGGGAUAAUAUUACAUUGUGUACAGAGUGAACAAUAUGAUCUUAAUCACAAGUUGUCCAUAUCCCAUGUAGCUGGAGCCCAUUUGGCAUUUGCUUGUCAUACAUACUUUGGAAGUGUUUUUAGUGCUAUGUAAAUUGGUAAAAUCAUUUGUAUCGUUGAAUAAAAAUCUCAGCAUGGUG